UGGGAUGGCGCGCGCAUCGCUGCAAGAUGGCGUCCGGUCAAUAGACGAAUAGCAGGGAGGCCGGAGGCGCUCUCGAGGUUCGUGGGUGUUCUCAGCCCGGAGCUGGAGAGGCUUUUGGGGCCGCGUAUCGGUGACAUUUUUCUCUGGCCACGGUGGUGUGAAUCGGUAAACGUAACGCGAGUGCAACGAAAAUGUUCCCCGAGGGAGUGCGCGUCACGUACGCGUCGCCCUGAGUGUGCCGUGUUUCUCGAACUUGGAAAGAGAGAUGCUGGCGUGCAAAGCGACGACAGAGGAGGCGCGUUCGCGAAACUGUCAGGAAGAUCGUCGUCGUCGUCGUCGUCGUGGUGCGUGAGUCAGUGCGCUCGUUGGAUCGAAGGAAGGCACGCACGUACAAAAUGGCUUCGGGCGACAAUGUGGACGUGAUCGAGGUGGUCGAGACGAGCUUCGCGGGCCCGGCUCAGCCGACGGAGGAUCACCUUAGACCGGAGCAGUCCGCGGACGAGGACAAUAAAUCUACGGGGGAUAAGGUGACGGCACAUGACAGCUCAAUAAUACAACAUGGCACAGCAGGACCCAAAACCCCUGUGGGGGUGUCCAGAAACAAAUCGGAGCGAGAGAGAAAGAUUGGGCACAGAAGAGUUGGAGUGGGAGGUGAAAUCACGUACAAAAAGAUCCAAACGACACAAAUCAUGGGAUCGAUACAGUUAGGCAUACAACAUGCGGUCGGCGGUCUAGCCAGCAAACCAGAGCGUGAUCUCUUGAUGCAGGACUUCAUGACCGUGGAAACGACAAACUUUCCCAGCGAAGGAUCGAAUCACACGCCCGCCCACCAUUUCUCCGAGUUUAAGUUCAAAAAUUACGCACCCAUUGCAUUUCGUUACUUUCGAGAUCUCUUUGGCAUCCAACCGGACGACUUUUUAAUGUCGAUGUGUAGUGCUCCGUUACGCGAAUUGUCGAACCCCGGCGCUAGUGGAAGUAUCUUUUAUCUAACAGAUGAUGACGAGUUCAUCAUAAAGACUGUGCAACACAAAGAAGGCGAGUUUCUGCAAACGCUUCUGCCAGGAUAUUACAUGAAUCUGAAUCAAAACCCGAGAACGCUGUUGCCGAAGUUUUUCGGGUUGUAUUGCUACCGAUGCAAUAGUAAAAAUGUUAGAUUAAUCGCCAUGAAUAAUCUUCUGCCCUCGUCGGUGAAACUGCAUCAGAAAUACGACUUGAAAGGGUCAACGUACAAAAGAAAGGCGUCGAAAACAGAACGAUCCAAGUCCUCUCCGACGUACAAGGACUUGGACUUUAUGGAGCAUCACGCGGAAGGCAUCUUCUUGGAGGCUGACACAUACAGCGCGUUAGUAAAAACGAUUCAGCGAGAUUGUCGGGUGUUGGAGAGUUUCAAAAUCAUGGAUUAUUCUUUGCUCGUUGGUAUUCACAAUCUCGACCAGGCUGCGAGGGAAAAAGCGCAGGAGCAGAGGUUAUCAGCGAGCGCGGACGAAGAAGUGGCGGAAGUCGGUGGUGAGACUGCAGGAUUUCUUCAAGCGGAAAGGGAGGAUAGAGUAGGGGCCAGCGCUCUGAACCGAUCGCGAAGCAUAAACCGACAAAGGUUGGUCGCGCAUAGUACCGCUAUGGAAAGUAUUCAGGCUGAAAGCGAGCCGAUAGACGAGGAGGACGACGUACCCAGUCCAGGUGGAAUUCCAGCUCGCAACGCACGCGGCGAACGCCUGUUGCUCUUCCUUGGUAUCAUUGAUAUUUUGCAAAGUUACAGGCUCAAGAAAAAGCUCGAGCACACGUGGAAGUCGAUGGUACACGACGGUGACACCGUGUCCGUGCACCGGCCAGGUUUUUACGCGCAACGUUUUCAAGAUUUCAUGGCUAAGACAGUAUUCAAGAAGAUACCGUCACUGGACCUGCCUGAGAUUAAGGGGAAUCAUCGCAAAUUCCGUAACCUCGUCACCAGCUACAUAGCGUUGAAACAUUCGCCAUCGAAGAGGAAAAGCAUCACCAGGCCGCUCAGACCACUCGACGGCGACUUCGAUUCAACUGCGGUGCCGACAACCGGAAGUUCGACAAUGCAUGCUACGUCACCCACGAAGGCCGACGAAGCAGCAACCCCGACAGACCCUGCGAUGAGCACCAGCACGAUGAUGUCCGCGGGUUCCGCGCCGAUCGCCACCUCCACGCCUGUAAACUUCGCUUCAGGCCCCGUGAGUCCACCCCCGUUGAGCUUGGGCGCCGGUCUUGGACCACUCCAUCAAGAUCAAACCUCCACGACCAAGGUGGCGAGCUACCCAGCCGUUCUGAAGGGUAGAACGGCCGCCAGCCCGCCCAAUCCGAACCUGGUGCCCUCUGGCAAGGUCCCACCCCCUGUCCCGCCUAGGGGCAGCCAGUCGAGGACCAGGUUCACGGAGGAGCACCGCGGAACCGCCACCUCCACGUCCUCGAUGGCAUCCAGCCGAGGUGGCACCCUUCCUUCCACCUGCUCCACCCCGCCCCCGCCCUUUGACGAUGCAGUGCGCUCGAACGACCAAACCCUGGCCUCCGGUGGUCAACUGCAGCAAGGUGGACCGACCACCAUCUUAACGAGCAGUCUCAGCAGUGCUCAAUCCAAGCAGAACAAGGUCGUGCACCACGUCACCCUUACAAAGACUUACCACGAUGCCGUUAGCAUAUCCGACGUGCACUUGGAGAGCAGUGGUAGCGGAAGCGGGAGCGGGGGAAGGGAAACGAAGUCUUCGUUGAGCGUGGAAAGCGGUAGCAGCCGAGGCGGUGGUGGCCUGACCUGGACACCACCAGCAGGUAGCGCGGAAGGUUCGACGCCCACCUGGACGGAGGGCACUCCAUCCUACACGGAGAGCUCCAGCAGCGGUGAUGCAGGUUGCCCGACGACGCCGAUCAGGGGCAGCCAGCGUCACGACGACGGAGGGAGGACAGCGGCCACCGUCGAAGAGGCGCUAGCCAGUCUCACUACGGAAAUGAGACGAACGAGCAGCAACGCGAAGGAUCUUGUGGAGCAAAGAGCAUCCCUUUCGAUGUACAGGCAAGUGAGAACGAGUUUCAAACGCGCCAGUACGAACCACGCGUCGAUCAUGAGGAGCGUGCAAAGAGCGUUGAGCAUUCAGCGUCGGGAGCCUUGAGGAUCCGAACGAGAAUAGAGUCAUUGAAUAUCUCUUAAAUAUGGUCACCCCCUCCAAGGGAUCGACAGUCGCUUAUGUAUUAAACGGGAUUACUUCCGAACACGAAACUGAGGAACGAUGCAGGAUUAAUCUGCAGGAUCUGUGAUCGCGCGAGAACGAUCGAAAGAUCGUUCUUCUGAUAUUUAUCGUUUUGUUAAUUAUAUUUUUUAAGCGCAGGAUGUUGGGAAAAUCGCUACGCAAUACACUUGAUUACGAAUCAUCGACUUUUCAUCGAAACGAGACCAUUCGUUUGCUCUUUUCAUUUUUAUUGUUAUUUAUAUUCACGGUUAGCGACGGGAGGAGUUCAACGAUGUUCGGGGGUAUAGUCUUUGAAAAGCCUUGGUCUGAAGUAGUAUUAUCGAUAGUGCAUGGUCUCAAUUCAUUAAUUGUAAAUAAAAUGUUUGUUGGCUUAUGCUGAAUUAUUUUUGAUUUUACAUCUAUCGUGUUACAUAACGAAUUAAUUUCAUUUCUUAAUGUUAUCGUUAGUCUUUACCAAUAUAUAAUACAACAGUCUCCUUACAUGCACAAGUUUCUCUACGAUAAAUGGAGAGUAACAUGAUCCGGGAUCGGAUAUCUCGAUGAGACAAUGCUAAUGCAACGAUCAAACUUUUUUUAUUAUUACUAUUUUUGUUGUAAAACUGUUACCAUCAUAUUCCUGACAUUUUUCUGAUUAAAAUGAGACCAAACACGACGUAAUUCGCAUCAUACAGUGGGUGUAGAAAGUAUUCGUAUACCGAUCAAUUUCCAAAAAAACUGGAAAAAAAUUUCCUGGAAAUUUGAUGUUUUCUAAUUCGCACGGAGCAAUAAACUAAUGUGUUUACGUUACAAACUCUACUGUAAAUGGUUCGUCAUAAGAAUCGUACAAAUACUUAUUGCUUCUGUACUUUUACCCACUUUUCGCAUUUUUUUGUUAAUUUCACAAAUUAUAUUAACUAGUAAACGUUGUUUGGACUAUACCUAUCUUAGAGACUUCCGAGAAUAUGUAGAAUGUCAUUGAUUAUAAAAAAAGAGGUUAAGAAACUACAAUUUCACAGAAAAGUUUUUUGGGAAAUUGAUCGGUGUACGAAUACAUUCUACACCCACUGUAUUUACUAAUUGUAACUACAUGUCUCACCGAAAUAAUCCUGGUGUUGGCCGCCAUUUUCGCAUGUCGCUCCGUCUUCUUCUUCAUUCGCUGUCCCUCUCUACACUUGAAGUUUGUUGGCAAAACAUUAGAAGAUACAGUAGCGACUGAAGGAGGCAUGCAAAAUCGGAGACACAAAACAUUGCACUCGAGGUUUUUAUGUGUUACACUUGACACGAGUCGAGCGUUGAACGUAGAAAAGGACAGAUAGUGGAAAGAGAAAGAGGUCCGAAAAAAAACACUCGACAGAAGCGUAUCAAUCGGUGAGGAUCAUAUUACACCGGUGUUCGGGGCUACUCGGGCGAAACUACGGGCAAAAGAAAUAUGAAUGGGCUGGCAGCGGGGGGUGGGUAUUUGAGAGACAUACAAAGUGUCCCAGCCUAAAUUAUACAGAGCUCUAACUCCAAAACUAUCGGCCGAAUGCAACAUUUCAAAUAUAGAAAUUGCAUGGUAAAAUGGGGCUCAGGUUUCAGCGCGAAGGAAUUUUUGUUAACUUUGUUAUUUAACGAGAUAUGAUGGUCAAGUUUCGUUUUUCAAAUGGAACUAUAUAUUUGUUUUUAUAUACCAUGCGAUAACGCUUUUCCAGACGAAUUCAUUAAGCUUUCGAGCUAUAACGCUUUAAAGUUUGCUAAUUUUCAAGGAGAAAUCUCGGUUCGGCCCCGGGCGGUCUCAUUGAUGCAGUAUGCACCAUGUGGUUCUUGAAAUCGAUACGGAGGGUCUCGUUUGGGAUUCUACUAGAAUCAUUCUAAGCCCAAGGAAGGAAAAUGGGAAGAAUCCCAAUAUUCUGGGCCUAGAAUCCCAAGCGGGAUCCUCCGUAUCGAUUUCAAGAACCGCAUGGUGCUUACUGCAUCAAUGGGACCGCCGAGAUUUUUCCUUGAAAAUUAGCAAACUUUGAAGCGUUCUAGCUUGAAAACUAAUAAAAAUCGGGUAAAUACUAGGUGAGCAACUAAGUUUCCGGGGUUUUUUGCGAUGAAAUAAACACCGAAAUAUCAAAAGAAAUACAACAAAUUAUUUAUUCAAAAUAUCGUCCAUCGCUAGCUACACAUUUUUGCCACCUAUCUGGCAAUGUAUUAAUACCGUGACGAUAAAACGACGUAUCUUUGGGCCGAAACUUUACAUUAAAGCUCAAUAAAUUCGUCUUGAAAAGUACUAUUGCAUGGUAUACAAAAAAAUAUAUAGUUCCAUUUGAAAAACGAAACUUGACCAUCAUAUCACGUUAAAUAACAAAGUUAACAAAAAUUCCUUCGCGCUGAAACAUGAGCCCCAUUUUACCAUGCAAUUUCCAUAUUUGAAAUUUUGCAUUCGACCGAUAGUUUUGGAGUUAGAGCUCCGUAUCACUUAGCCUGGGACACCCUGUAUAUUAUACACCACGUAAGUUCUUUGUUUCUACUUCUGUGUGUACUAUUUACAGUUUUGUAUGUUUUUUAUUUCUCUUAUUAAUGUUUCACUGUUUCAUCAUUGUCGUAGAAUUUCUAUUUAAAGAAUGGGGAGUGGUUUCGUGUAUUCUAUUUAAAAGUGUAUAUAUUUGUAUUCCUCUUAUUAAUGUUUUGUAACUUUAUUAGUACUUUAUCAUUUUUUACUUAAAGGUAUCAAGUUUGUGUAUGCUAUUUGAACUUGUAUAUGUUUGCAUCCCAUUUAUUAAUGUUACAUGUUUUCAUUAAUACUUUUGAAUUCUUUUCUUCUAAUCGAAAGUACCACAACAGGUCACAGUCGAAUGAUUAAAUUAUUCAUAAACUCAUUUUUCCCUGAUCUGAGUCGAAGUCGACCAUCUUUCACUCAAUUUCUUCCCCAAUUCGAGAUCCUCAUCGAUGAUUCAUCAAGAACCAUAUUGCGUAGAGACUUUUUCAAUCCAGAAAUCUUCCGUCUCUCUACGAUAGAAAGCACGAACGAUGCCUGUUUAACCACUUUGAACGAUAGUCGAGGUGCAACAUCGAUCUUAAUCCUCUCGUGAUCGUAGAUUUAGCCUUGCGUCUAAGUGUCUACUUAACUUAAACUGCGUAAGAUUUGAAUAAUUUUUCGUUUGCGUCGACUCGUCGCGUACACGCGUUUACGGGAAUUGUUUGCAAGAGACUCGAAGUGAAAUAAAACCGUCCCCGCUCGAGGGGAAGAGGGAUAUAUCAAAGUAAUACGCCAACGAUCGUCUCCGACGGCGUGAAUCUGAUUUCAGUUUCACGGAGACGAUGCAUUCGCUGAAUGGACAACCUUCUUCGCGUGAUUUCGUAAUCUCGGUGCAAACGUGCCAAGGAAUUGGCCAGGACGACGAUCCGAUGGAACGCUGUUGCGAUUAUUCGAGAGUUUCCUUAGUCUUCGAUCUCUCUCCACGUCUGCGCCAGAGAUUGCAGCAGAAUUUCUAUUUAAAUAAAAGUUUCGAAUUGCAGAUAAAAGAUGAACCUUGUACGAAAAGAAAAUUUUCAUUUCUCGAGUUCUAUAUUCUAUAACAGAGUCAUUCUUGAGUAAAUUUCAAGAAUCAAUGUAGAAUACAGAUGAUAUUUUUAUGGUUUUAUUCGUUAUUUACUAUUCGAACACAGUUUUGCUCGACUCUGGUUUGAUGAAGACUAUUGACGCUCUCGUAUUCACCAUGACGUUGAAAAUAUUAAUCGUUUAAUAGGAAAUGAAAUUUGGAAAGGAUUGAAAAAAAAUUUUAAGAGUCAUGUUCAAAUGACUGCAGUUAAUGCAUUUAAAAUUCGUGGGAGGGAAUAAAAUGCAACAUUCUGGAGGGUCUUAACAAUCAUGUCUUCAGAAAUGAACAAAAUUAUUUGAUUUAUAAAUGAGAGCAUUAUAACCAUUAAUAAUGAAGGUGGGUUACUUAAAUAAAACACAACUUAUACCUCCCGUUUCUUUCAAUAUUUUAGCUCCACUCUGUAGAUCAGACAAUUUUCUUUAACUAUCAAAUUAGGAACUGACAGCAUGCAUGUUAAGGUUUCCUAAUCUGUUGCAUUCUAUUUUAAUUAGGUUGAAAAACAGCCAAGAUCGCUGAACCUUGCCCCAAUGGCGAUUUGAACUUGACUAUUAAAAUUUAUUCUUCUACGAGAACAAAAUGUCUGCGACCAAAGAAGACGAAGGUCUCUCCACAUCAUUAACACACCAUAGCUGUAGUCGCUACAUUUUUCAUUCGUAUCGAAUUAUACCUCCAUUUACGUGACGCAACUAUUAUAAUUUCAUUAAAGAAUCCGUCGGACGUAACAUUAUCCGUGUCUAUUUUUGCUUGAAACGGGUCAUCGUCUAAAAAUUCACCCUAUCUUUGCAAACGUGAAACCGACGUGCCAUCGAAUAAAUUCGGAACGAAAUGCGUGCACAAGUUAGGGUUGCAAGGACGGUUACGAGCGAAGGGGCGCGUUAACUCUUUAACUGAAUGCUGCUUACGCCAAAACAACAACAAAAUUCUAGCUGACGUGAAGUCAGUACCAGCUCUCACAAUGAAAUAAAAACCUAACAAAUAUUAUCGAAAGAUAGAUUAAAUAAGUAUUCAUUUCAUAUUUUUUUUUCUUUUUUACUUUAUACAUACAUGUAAAAUAAAAAGAUAACAUAUCAUGUAGAAGGCACAUUAAACAAUCAUGUGUUAUUUAUUUGUUUUAUAGAUACAUACAUAGCAAUAUUAAAAAAUAACAUAUGAAGUCGAAUUCAUGUCAAAAUACGAUUCAUUUUUUGUUUCAUAAUUUUAUUAUGACCGUUGUUAAUAUUAUUAUACCGCUCUCUAACAGCAAGUUAGUCAGUUAAAGGGUUAAAAGGCCAGAGAAAUGAACAACAGCGAUGGAUCAGGUUGCUGGAUGCUCCUUCACCUUUUCAGAGCGUUCGAUAUCCUCGUUCGAAGAAAUCAGCAUCGUUUCGAGACUAUUUUUACCAUUUUUCUGGGUCGCGGAAUUUUUUUCUAUUUCAGUUGCACACAGAUGGCAAAUCCGUCUAAGUGUCGCGGCACCUGGUCCAUGCCUGUUCCAGCUGAAUGCUGUCUAACGAAACGUAUAAGAUUACGUUGACGUUAUCGAGCAACCGAUCAACCAACAAUCGCUCAACAGCGAUCGUUCGACUGUGCUGUUACGGUGGCGAGCGAUCGCCUAACCGAAACUUUCGGCAAUACAUACUACUACUAUUAUUACCAUUAUCAUUAUGAUUAAUUGCUAUCACCAUGAUUAAUGAUAUUAUUUAAAUAAAGCAGUUACUAUUAUUCUUA
Hylaeus volcanicus is the source of this 8455-nucleotide messenger RNA. It is a transcript of the gene PIP5K59B, whose product is annotated as phosphatidylinositol 4-phosphate 5-kinase type-1 alpha-like. Gene Ontology annotation, molecular function: phosphatidylinositol kinase activity. The transcript is spliced from 18 exons. Gene Ontology annotation, biological process: phosphatidylinositol metabolic process. The record is from RefSeq and is a predicted model, not a curated record. Bases 396 to 3125 code for a protein of 909 amino acids. Lineage: Eukaryota; Metazoa; Arthropoda; Insecta; Hymenoptera; Colletidae.